This is a messenger RNA of Falco peregrinus (peregrine falcon), 2959 nucleotides long. It is a transcript of the gene TDRD5, whose product is annotated as tudor domain containing 5. The coding region runs from base 1 to 2220 and encodes 739 amino acids. NCBI's taxonomy places the organism in Eukaryota, Metazoa, Chordata, Aves, Falconiformes, Falconidae. The record is from RefSeq and is a predicted model, not a curated record. Gene Ontology annotation, biological process: spermatogenesis. The transcript has 12 exons.
AUGGCGGGUGCGGACACUUCGAAGCAGGUGCAGCUUAUGGAGUUGCUGAAGAAGGAGGUGAGAUCACUGCUAGUGGCUGCCAAAGAGGGCUUAACCCCGAGGCAGCUGGAGCAGGAGUACAUGGCCAUGAUUGGCAGACCUCUCCCUCUACGUGACCUGGGCUUCCAAUCCACCUUGGAGCUGGUGUCAAAUAUGCCUGAAGUUGUCAGAGUCUGUCCUUAUGAGAAAGGCACUUUUAUCCUCAAAGCCAUUGCAGAUGAGACCACCAAAGCGAUUGCCAGACUGGUUGCCAGACAGAGGAAAAGUGCUAGGGCACGGAAGAGUGUUGCUGCGAGGGCACAUGCUGCUUCUCCCUGUAAUAAACCACAGAGUUUCCCUCGGAGGGGCAGAGCUCCUGUCCUGCCAGCAAGAGUGAAGGCUGAGCUGCAGGAUCUGCUGAGUUCCUCACCGCUUUUGCUCUUGGACUUUGAUAAGGCCUUCUUCAGACGCUUUGGCCGGGCAUUCCAGUACACAAAAUAUGGAUUUUUAUCCAUGUUUGAUGUCCUCAGAAGUGUGUCUGAUAUCAUUGUGGUUGAACAGACAAGAGCAGGUUCCUUGCUGACCCUGAAGAAGUACCUGGCAAGUGAGAAAGAGAAAGAGGUACCACAAGGUGAGGCGGUCCAGAUUAAUGUCUUUGCAGCAGUACCUGCAGUUGAGAAGCCCCCCAGCCAGGGGACAGAGAACUUCUGCCUGACAGCAGAAGAGAAGUCUGAGCCAGUGGAAACACAAGCGGUAGAUUUGGGUGAUGGCCUCAAACAACUUCAAGAUUUGGAGCAGUCCCUGCUAGACAAGUUGAUAAUGACUCCAGAAAUCCCUCCAGAUGCUGUUCAGGACAAAAGCCUUUGCAGUUUACCACCACUGGAGAGAAGGUGCCUGGUGGGAGUCUCUGUGGAAUUCAUCAUCUCUCCUAGCCAAUUCUACAUCCACAUCUGCAGCAGGGAAACAUCUGAUAAACUGCAGGAUAUGAUGUUUGAGAUGAGACAGUGUUACUCAAAUAAACUUGUUUCUGAUCGUUAUAUCAUGCCUGAAUCUUCAGUACAACCUGGACAGCUUUGCUGCGUAACUGACUCAGAAUGGUGGUACCGUGUUGUCAUCCACUGUGUAGUCAAUGAUAAAGAAGUAGAGGUGUUCUACCCAGAUUAUGGAAACCUCAAAAUUGUCCAAAAGUCUCGGCUGAGAUUCCUCAAGUGGUGCUACCUGAAGUUCCCUGCUCAGGCAAUCCCAUGUUCCUUGGCAUGGGUAAAGCCCGUGGAGGGUACAUGGUCCAGUGCAGCAACUCUGCUAUUCAAGGAGCUGUGUAGCUCCAAGCUUCUUGUGGGCAUCGUGGAUGAGUAUGUGAAUGGCAUUUUGUAUCUCUUCCUGUGUGACACGUCCACCGAAGAGGAUGUCUACUUCCACUGUGUCUUGCAGGAUGGGGGAUGCGCUCGUGUCUGCGGAGAGAACCUCCCUUCGCAGGAAUUCGAGGAACUGAAUCCUUCAGCCUUGUACGUUCAGCCCAGUGGAAAGCAGGAGAAUGCUGAACCGGUGGACCCAGACAUUUGCUUGCAGCAGGAAUCUCUAGCUGCAGAUAGUGAAAUAGCAACCUCAGCGCUGGGUGAGGAUGAACUGUGUGACCAGCAACUACACCUGUCUACUAAGAAGGAAAUAUGGGAUGUGUGGCCACUUUUGGAUGAAGCGAGCAUGACAAGAACAGCAGACCAAGACCCUGAACUUGGACAGGAGGAUACAAACAAAACUUCUACAGAGCUUAUGGCAGUGGUUAAGGCACCUCAUGUUCUUGGAGAGUCUUCACUGCCUGCUGUCUUAUUCAAGUCAGUGGAAGACUUCUAUACGGCCUUUAUCUGCGCCAGACAACCAGCAGAAAAGAGCCAAGAUGACACAGAUCAGAUAGAAAGAUUUUCCAACAAGGCCCAACUUCGUGAGGCUGUACAUCCCUCUGUUCUGCUUAUGGCAAUGCCAUUUAUACUGGACAACCGUAACGAUGAAGAGAAAAUGAAGAAUAAAGACCUUCCCGGGAGUCUUGCAGUUGGCCUGUGUGCUGCCCGUGGGCUGUAUGACCAAGGGCCGUCUUGGAAACUGUAUGUCCCUCCUACCACGCUGUCUGCAGUGGUGGCAGCUGCACGCUUAGCCACUUCCAGUGACUACUUCCAGUGGCUCCCCAGCCUGAGAAAGAAGGUGUGAAAAGAGGGGAGAAGAUGAAGCAGCUGCCAGGGAAGGUUGCCUCGAGCAGCAAAGGCCUUCUGUAUGACCAUGCUGUCAUUUUCUUUGUUCAGGAACAUUUAAUCCCUUGAAAAACCUAGUCUGACAUCUUCUAUAGAUGUGCCCAGUACAUGGGAUGUUACUUUUACUUUCAGGAAAAUAUUUUGUUUUGUUGUACUGAUUUAUUGCUCUUUAAUGUAAUGUUUCAGGAAAACACCUGAGUGUCACAUUGUGUUAUAUAUCUUCUAAGUUUAGGAGAGGGAAACUGGCUACCUGUCCCUCCCUCCUUCAGUACUCGCUAAGUUUUGGUAUUGGGUGGGGGAGAUGGUUUUGGUUUUUAACACAGUGGAUGCUCUACACACGCUGCUGUUAGGAGAGAGAGCUGGUUGUAUCCCAGCUCAGGCCUCAAUCCCUGGAAGCGCUGGUAACUUGCAAAAUGAAACCUCCUUCCCCAAGAAGGUGCUCUGAUUUGUUGGUGAAUUAGGAUGCCACAUGUAUGAAGUGUCAGGAAUCCCAUGUUACAGGCACUGAAUUAAAUAAACCUGUAAAGAACCCAGUGAGAGGAAGCUUGAAGCGUGAUGCUGGCCUUGUUUAUGUAGCUCCUUGCUGUGGCAAGAAAUCCUCUUGGGCUUAAGUCUAACGCAGAGAAGAGCUGUGAAAGUACAAGUGUCCUGGUUGUGAGUGCUGGCGUUCUGCUGGCUUGCUGGUGCCUAGACUGUUC